Molecule: messenger RNA, 6185 nt
Organism: Solea senegalensis (Senegalese sole)
Lineage: Eukaryota; Metazoa; Chordata; Actinopteri; Pleuronectiformes; Soleidae
Product: nectin-2
Exons: 7
Coding region: 355-1929 (524 amino acids)
Source: RefSeq, a predicted model, not a curated record
CUCACACACUCAGAGAGCAGCAGCAGCAGCAGUGGGAGCAGCGGGAGCAGCGGGAGGUAGUUUACACCUGUGCACCGCCGGAACCACUUCAACAGGAUUUUUUCUUUUCUUUAAAUUCACUUAACAGAGUCCGCGUUUAAGGCGCAGUGUGGGACACUUGCAUCGAGAGGCUGUGUCGGACCCCUGUUUUGUCCGGCAGACACACAAGUUAUUUUUUGUCGGGUGAGAGUAUAAGUUUUUGGUUGUUUUUUUUACACCGGAGCCGAGAAGGCACCUGAGGCUGUUGUUUGAAUCUUGCGUCGGUAUCAGAGACACAGACGGACGGUGGUUCCAGCAGGAGCAGCGGAGUCAACCAUGGCGAGACAUGACGCCCGAAAUUGGAUCGGACUGUUCUGCCUGGUGUCGUCGAUUCUCACAGACCACGGAGUGAUGGGUCAGCGAGUAAAGGUGGAGCCAGAGGUUUUGUCGUAUCCUGGCCAGACUGUGAACCUACGCUGUGCCUUCACUGAUGCCACUGGGAUUCAACUCACAAUGGUCACAUGGAUCUAUGAGCCGAAGGAAGGAGAAAGGAUCAACAUCGCUGUGUUGCACCCCAGCUUUGAACCCAACUACCCUCUCUCACCAAUGAAGGGCAGAGUCAGCUUCUCACCCAGUCCCCCAGACCUGGCCAGCCCUUCCAUCCAGAUAAGCAAUGUUAGGAUGACCGAUGAGGGGAAGUAUGUUUGCGAAUAUGCUACCUACCCAAUUGGCAAUGAGCAGGGCAUCACCAAUCUUAUUAUGCUUGCUAAGCCUCAGAACUCGGCCUCCGUCGUAACAGUGGAAGCAGGCACUAAGCCGGUCGUUGUAGCACGCUGUGAGUCCGUGGACGGCCGCCCUGCUGCCAAGAUCUCCUGGGUGACCGCAGCCACUGGCAAUGGAACAGUGGUGUCAAAGGCUGGUAAUGACAACACUGUGACGGUGAGCAGUGAGUACCGCAUGAUUCCCACUCCAGCAGACAACGGGAAAGACAUCAGCUGCGUGGUGGCACACAGGACCCAGGCCAAACCCGAAAGCUUCCCAUUGAAGCUAGCAGUUCAAUAUGCCCCUCAGGUGACAAUAGUGGGUUAUGACAAUAAUUGGUACGUGGGUCGUACAAAUGUGGUGCUCACUUGCCAAGCUACUGGAAACCCUGUCCCAAUUUCUAUCCUGUGGAACACAAUGUCAGGCGUGAUGCCAGACACGGUGCAGAUCAAAGGCAACGAGCUGAAGGUACUGAAGGUGGACGAGGCUGUCAACACCACUUUUGUUUGUGAGGUCAAGAACCGCAUUGGGACCAGCAGGGAUCAGGUCACAGCCAUAGUCAGAGAGCCCUCAGUGAACCCAUCCAAUGCUGGUGUGGUGGCGGGAGCUGUGAUUGGCUCCCUGCUGGCCCUCCUUUUGGUCGCCGCCCUCAUCUGCGUCCUUGUCACCCGUAGCCGCAGGCAACAGCAGGGUUACCGCGCCAAUGGCGGCAGUGACAUGAAGACGCGCAUAUUUGGCGGUGGCAAGAAGGCGAGCAAGAAUGGCACAAGUGGAGGUGCAGGGAGUGGAGGAGUUGGAGGCGGCAACAACAAUGGGCCCAUCUAUGUUUACAACGAGAGCUCAUCCCACCAGGGUAUUGGAGAGAAAAACAACCAUCACCAGCCGCUCACCAUGGGAGGUCGGCCUGAAGUUGUCACCACUACUCCCACUGCCCAAGACAUCCUGUUAAGCAGUGAGUUAGAUGAGGCAGAGAGGAGGAAGUUUGAUGAGCUGGAGGAGGAGGAGAGGUAUGACCACUUUGGUGGAGGUGGCCCCAUCCUUCAGCUCCGCCCACACAAUGACCAGGAGGAUAUGAUUGGAGACUAUGAUGAUGACAUGGAGUCCCAUCGGGACGGAUCUGUCAUCUCACGAACUGAAGUGUAUGUAUAAAGGAGGAGAAGACCGAAAGAGGAGAAAAAGGAGUGAAAGGGGAACCCUCCCAAGGAUUAUGUGAUUUCAGAAGAGAAAAAUUAUACCACUUUUAUUUUUUAGAUAUUGAUUUUAAAUGUAGCCCCUUAUUAAUCACAGCGCAGCCCCAAAAUUAACUGAAUGAACAGAAGGGUGAGGUGGGAUACGCUGGUCCCCAUGAGCGGAAAAUCAGAAAAGAAACAACCUCUCUCUCUCACCACUUCUGUUCAUGCUAUCGCUAUCACCGGGACCAUGAUGAGGACUCUUGACAGACUAAAAGAGAGAAACAAUGUAGUGUAGAAGAGAGGAAAUGGUGUCAUGAUACAAACUUGGCUAUAAAGGAGGCGAUGCACAUGCAUAUUCACACUUAUUCACCAAAACCUUAGAAGUGGGUGAGGUUGUCGAGCAGUUUUGUUUAGCCUGUUAUUCUUAAUUCUCUGGUGGGAAACGUCUUGUUUGCACUGUGCUCUGACAGCUGGUAAGUAGUUAGUGUAUAGUGGAGUAUGGGGGAUUCUAAAGGUAUAGACGGUAACCAGCAGCAAAUUUAGAGAAGAGAAACUUUUACUUUUCUCACGUCUGCUGGCAAGUUCUCCUUCCCACUCUCUCUGCCUGUCUCUCUAACUUAAAAAAAAAAAAAAACAUCCUCACAGGCCGCAGUAGACACUUGAAUUUACCCAACUUAAAUUGAAUAUUUGGUCCUUAUUUACUGUACAAAUGCUGCACAGCUCAUUUUAACCAAGUAAGUUUGUGGAGUUUGAACCGUUUUCUUCAGGUACUUUGCUGCAAAUUUUGAUGCUGUGCCUGGAGGUAAGAGACGGUAAACAAGAGAGGAGAGAAUGAGAUGUAGUCAAUGUGACGGGGUCAAAGGAUGGAGAGAGCAAUGCAGGAGAACUAGAGAAGAGCAUGUCUCUUCUUCUCUCUUCCUCUUCAUCCCAGUCUCUUCAGAGCGCUCCUGACAGGAGGAGCUUGAGUGGUAAUGAGCCGUGAAGUUGCUCGCUUAGCCAAGACCCACAGAUUGCCACCACUUAUUGUUUAAGAUGUGGCAACCCCCCCCCCCACCACCACCACCACUAUCUCUCUCUCUCUCUCUCUCUCUCUCUCUCUCCCUCUCUCCAUCCCUCACUCCCAGUGUUUAUGGGGAGUUCAUGAUUUAUCCCAGGCAGUGUUGAGGUCAGGGCCACAGAGACCAGGCAAGUAUUUUACUGCUCCUGAUAUGUCAAACGCCCCACUUACUCUAUUCCUGCCCAGCUUGCCCUGACAUGCCAGGACUGAAUAAGUCACCUGGAGCGGCCAUGUUCUCUCCAGCACACUACCACCACACUAUCACCCUACCACCAGCUCCUACACUGAAUGGGAAUGGCUGGUUUAGACUGAACUUCACCUCAAAACCCGCGUUUGGAUCGAUCGAUAUUCAGUGAGAUCAUAUAAUAUUUCAUUCCAUUAGCGGAUGUUUUUAAAUGUUGCAAAUUGAUUGUUGCGUCCGCAGUUAAGCAACGGGAGGCAUAUUGACUAACUGGCAACAUGCAGUGAAACGGCCCUUUAUGAUGCAGCUUCAGGGCUGAUGGUCCCCUGACUGUGAAUUUAUCCUCAUAACGAGCCACCAGAGGCCAACUCAAAGACAGUAUUCCAUGGCGGCUGUACACUGCUGUCUGUGUGCAUAUGUCAUUGUAUCUACGCAGUCACUGGAUGACUGUGAUGGACAAUCUUAGAAGAAGAAGAAGCUCGAGUCUCGCGUCUCUAAUCAUGCUUUUUCUGAACUUUUAAUCGUCUACCCUUUUAUCCAAUGAGAAUGUGGUGAUCUGGGAUGUUCAGCUUGCUGCAGGUCGUGGCGUCAAAUGCAGGGUGACCCACCGCCAACAGCAAGGAUGACUGCAUUCCUUACCGUGACUGUUUUUACCCUUGAACUAUAGAUGUGGGACACACUCGCGUACAAGUAUUCAUAUAGAAUCAGACAGCUCUUGUUUGCCAUUAUUGUGGUGGCUGUUAACCUUCAGAGAGGUGGAGAGAGAAAAAGAGAGCAACACAGUAGGCAGAUGACAAGAAUAGAGGCGGUGUUUUAUGUUGGAGCACCGUCUGGCAUAUUGUAAGGCGGCGUGUUCAAUAGGAUUAUUGUGUAAUGGGCCUUAGUUUAUUCAUAAAUGCAACUCCUGUCAAAGCCGAGUAAAGUACAUUUACUCAACACAGCUGAUUUGUCACAACCACUCAAAAUAAAGAUUCAUCACUUAUUUUUGCACUUGUGUGUGUGUCACCACUGCAAAGCAAACUAUGAGUGUAAUAUUUGUUUCAUGGGGUUAAAAAAAACAGCAUUAAGAGACAAAACUGCUUUAUGUACAUUUUGAUGUGAGGUAUCCGUGGACUAUAUAUGUAAGCCUUUUUAUUUUUAUUGUGAAAAUGUGGAUAUUUAUGAAAAUGUAAAUAUCAGAUAAUCAGUGGAGGUAGUGUUGCCAGUGUUGUGGUAAUAAACAUGAAGAAGUUGUGGGUUGGCUAACCCUAAAGCUCAGAGGGCAUUUAGAAUGUAAUUAAAUGAAUACCAUGGUUGUUUGGGUUUACUGAACGAACUGAGCCCAGUUUACCUGAAGCCUAUCCGUUUUUGUUCAUGUUAGCAUUGCCUGCAGUUCCACAUAAUAAGCACACAGUAUUUUAUUUUUUUGCACAAUUGGCUUAUUCUCCUCCUUGACAGACGUGCUGCACAAUGCAAAAAUACACACAAUGCACACUGUAUAAUUUAUCAGGUAGACUGUAACUACACAAGAGAUGCUCUGUGUCGUUUGCUUAGUGUGAGAAUAUAAUUGUCAGUGUGUGUUUUCAUGAUGCUUUGAGCCUUUGGGACAUUCCUUUCCAUCGUGGGGGCUAUAACCCAAGUAGCCACCUUUUGUCACCACAGAAAACUGGCAAAUGAAAGAUAUUAUUGUGCAUUUCUGAGGCGUACACCCAUACUGUACAUAUACAUACACAGAAUGCAGAGAAACAUUCACCCACACACAAACACCCCUCAGUCACUCUCAUUAUGCUCACUCCCACAGCCAACUGUGCAGAAGACACCUCAUACCUGACAACUCUGCCAUCUCCUGACACAAGCCCACACAAAUUCAUUUGCACAGCCAUGCACACAGAUUCACACACACACACACACACACAGACAACUUUUUUCCCCCCUCCUCUUGCUCAGUUGCUCCAUCAGGACAUAUACUGUGUCUUGCUCGACUGUAAAGAGUUGCAGCAUGACGUGUCCCCUUGCUCCACUGCUUUCCAUCCCCCAAAAUGUCCAGCUCGUUCCCAAACCAGCUUGGACAGGUAUAUGUUCAUACAUGUGCACUAUCACCUAGUGUCAGAGGAAUAGACUUUUAAGGAAAUGUUUGGUUUUUUUUUGUCUGUUCCACGUUUGUUCGACAUGGGACAGAAAGCUUUCACAACAAACCCCCCCCCCGCAGGACUUCUUUUAAUGCUUUUACAUCGUCACAACUUCCUACUCGUGUCUAAAAUGCUUUUCUCACUCCCACCUCUGACAAACACACAUAAACGCACAUAUUUGCCACCACAAUACCCCAAUGCCCCAGGCAGGCUUGUCACAUCAACAAAAUGCUUUCAGAGAAAUCAGCAAUGCUGUUCUAGGUCUAGCACAAGGUUAGAUAAAAAUGCCCAGUAUCGUUCUUCAGAAAUCUAUAUCCUAUUGCUAUUUCCCCAGCUUCACACAUGUAGUGAUAACUAAUCAAAGCCUUUAAAUCUCCAUCUCACUCAUAAAAGGACAAAAAAGAUAAAUCCUUACUGUGUACAUAGUAUAAAUGUAUAAAUAUGUAGCAGAGAAAAAAAUUACUAAUUUAUGGUGUCACAUUGGUGUAUUUCUCUGUGACAGCAAGCAUGAAGAAUUUAUUUUCUCCUAUUACAGUUUCUCCUUUCUGUUAUUUUGCAGUGCUUUAUAAUUUAUGUUUUCUGAGUGCUUUAUUCAUGACUGCUGCGCUGUGAUUGCUGCCAAAACUGGCAAAUGUGCUUCUUCUAUACAAAUGAACUGUUCACGCAACAAAAUGGUUUUGUCCCAAAAUGUGCUUUUUCUUGUUGACAGCUUUGUGUAAAAGUUCUUUCUUUUCUUUUUUAUUUUCUUCGUUUUUGUAUUUUUUUUUAUUUUAAAUUUAAAUUUUGUUCUUCGAGGAGUACGGAAUUACAGUUGUUGUCAAUAUUUUGUGUCGAGUCUUUCUAUAUUUUUCUUUCGCUAUUAAAGACUUCUUGAUUUUUGAAAUGUC